AUGUUCACGAAGAUGCUGCCACAACAUCACGAGCAAGCGGAGCAGACUCUUGCAAAAGCUAUUCCGUCUAAUGUCGGGGUUGCGACCAAACAUUCUACAGCAAUCGGACUUGGCGAAGCACUGUGUUUAGUCCAGGAUAGAGACGAUAUUGCAGCCGCCAAGUUAAUUGAAACAGAGGACAUGAGCGGAGAUGGUUUCCUGCUCGCAUUCGUCAGCACAAAUGGAAAGAAGUAUUUGGAACGUUACGGGCACCGAGGAAUAGUGUUUGACAACACUUUCAACGAGUGCUUCAAAGAGCUAGACCCCCAGUAUGUGAUGACAGAUGACAAAUACGUCUUUUACAAUGCUUUCAAGGCGGUGUUUCCUGCGAGUCGGGCUGCUAAAGUGUUGUGUUCGUUUCACAUUAGCCAAGCGUUGCAGAGGAAGAACAAAGAGCUGUUGAAAGUAAAAUCAUUACCAGCAUCAACUUCUCACAUUGUUUUCUCGAAAUGUUAUGAAUCUUUUCCACGAAAAAGACAUGUGCGAUGUACGAACGGCGAAACGCCCGAUCUCUUCACUUCUCAUCGAGACGGACCAGAAAGCGUUCGAAAACAAGUUUUCUGCUUACAUGACCUAGUUAGCAUCAAGGGGAGCAUCAGAAAUGCUGCAAUCACGAAAGAAUCAGAUAAGGUUUGGAACGUAGUCUCCAGUUGCCGUAAUGGAGUUGCAUAUGAGGUGACUAUCAACGAUUCGCCUUGUGACUGUAGUGAAGAGGUAGCGGUCUGUUCCGACCAAUGCGGAAUCGCUUGGAUGCCGGUGAAACUUCGACGUCAAAUGCGUGCAGUAGCACUGCUCUGA
Necator americanus (New World hookworm) is the source of this 837-nucleotide messenger RNA. RefSeq lists its product as uncharacterized. Bases 1 to 837 code for a protein of 278 amino acids. NCBI's taxonomy places the organism in Eukaryota, Metazoa, Nematoda, Chromadorea, Rhabditida, Ancylostomatidae. The record is from RefSeq and is a predicted model, not a curated record. The transcript has 6 exons.